CCCUCGCCCACACGCACACACACGUCCUCCCCCUCGCCUCCCCUUUCUUCCCCUGAGUCGCCCUUUUUCACCUCGUCUCAUAGAGACCCCACACUUCCCGGCCAUGGCUGCCAACCGCCCUGCCGAGACUAUGUCUGCGCUGGAGUACUCCAUUUCCUGGGUCCAGCGCCUCAGCAUCCCAGUUCCCUGUGGCCCUCUGACCCCGGAGCAGAUCGCCACCAUCCCCCCGAACCAGCCCCCGGCCACCGAUCCCCACCUUGUGCUGGAUCCGGCCAGCGCCUUUUCUCUGCGCCUUGGUGAGGAGCUGGCCGCGCUGGACCGCCAUGCCUGCGACCAGAAUGAGCACCAUCAGCACCUCCAGGCGCGCUACGCCGUGCUCAAGCGCACGCGCAUCGCCGUGAUCGAGGCCGCCCGGACGGCCUUCGAGGCUGAGCAGGCCCGCCUGGAGCAGGAGCGCCGCGACCGCGAGGAGCGGGCCCGAGAGGAGAAUGAGCGCCUUCUCCGCGCCGAGGCCGAGCGCCGCGAGCGUGAGGAGCGCGAGCGCCUCCAGCGCCAGGAGCAGGAACGCCAGGAGCAGGAGCGCCGCGAGCAGGAACGCCGCGAGCACGAAGAGCGUGAGCGUGCCCGCGCCGCCUCCUUCACCCACUCCAUUCAGCCCGGCAACACCGCGCCCGCGGACCAGCCGCCCAAGAUCAACUACUCGGAGUUCGAGCAUGGCUCCUCUCCCUCGAACGCGUGGGACCAGACUGCCAGCACGCCGUCCGAUGACCUUUGGCGGCAGUAUGGUGGCCAGCGCCCUCCCGCUGCUGGUGUUGCUGCUGCUGCUGCUGCUGGCCCCCCGCCGACAACCGCAACGCCACAAGCCCCGAACCCCUAUGCCCCGACUCCCGGGCCAGGCUCGACACCCGGCUAUCCCUCCUAUCCAUCUCCCUACUCUGCGCAGCCGAGCCGCCCUCCGCAGCCCUCUCCAUAUGGCGCGACGGCGGGGUAUCCUCCCGCCAGCGGGAGCAGCCCCUAUCCCGGGGCCGGCGGGCCCCCCUCCGCGCAUCCGGGGUAUCCCCACCGCCCGGGCGCCUCGCCGCCAGGGAGCCAGCCAUCCCCCGGUGGCCCGUAUGCCCCGAUCCCCGGUAGCCACCCCUCUCCCGGUGGGCCGUACGCCCCGACUCCCGGACCAAAUGCCUCAUCCUCGCCCGGCUAUCCGCCAUACCCGGGGGCCCCGUCUGCCGGGGGCGUCCCGCCGCAUGCCCGGCCAAAUCCCUACCCCGGGGCUGGCAGCGGCCCUGCGCCCUAUGCAGGCGGGCCCCCGGGCACCGGGGCCUCUCCCUCCGGGCCUGGGACCUUCUCCGGGGGGCCUUACCCUUCGCAGGGCAACGCCCCUCCCUAUGUGGCCGGCGGGUCUCCCUAUGGUGCCGGGGGCGGUGCCGGCGGCGCGGGUGGUCCGUAUGGGCAGCACCCGCCGGGCGGCCCGCCAGCCGCCCCGUAUGGCGGGCCUCAGCCAGUGGCCGGCGCCGCGGCGCGCGUGUCUCGUGACCGCGUCCUCGCGCGCCUGUCCCCGGUGCAGCAGCAGAUGUUCCUCCAGAUGGAGCCGGUGGGGUAUGAUGCCGGCCCCCUCGGCGAGGCCAUUGCCCUGCUCCACCCGAAUCCCUCGCCUGGCAGCCGUGCCGACUACGACCAUCUGGUCACCCUGCUAGACCUGUACGGCCAGCUGGACGAGCUGAACAUCUACCAGCCCCGGGCCCGGGACCCAAGCCGGCCCCUGACCGAGGACCAGCUCCUCGAGCACUACCGCUUCCUGCUGAAGGCCAUCAUCGACUACAAGUAUGACCUGUCCCAGGUGGCUGACAUGCUGCUGGCCCUCGGGUAGGGGGCCUUUCCUUGCCCGUGAACGGUGCCCCCCCCCCUCCCCUCCCCCUCCCUCCGGAUGGAAAUAGAACGGCU
This is a messenger RNA of Fonticula alba, 1938 nucleotides long. RefSeq lists its product as hypothetical. The record is from RefSeq and is a predicted model, not a curated record. The coding region runs from base 104 to 1864 and encodes 586 amino acids. Lineage: Eukaryota; Rotosphaerida; Fonticulaceae. The transcript is spliced from 6 exons.